UUAAUUAACAGUCUUCUCUUACCAUUAGUACAUUGAAUGAAGAUGAUGAGUACAUUGAAUGAAGAUGAUGAUGAAAGAGUAGACUCUUUUCUCAUUUACAAAUUAUUUAAUUUCUUUUCCUCGUUUUCUUCUCUAUGAAUACUAACUUUCUCUCUCUUCUUUCAAUCUCUAAUCAAAUCCACAAAACCCUAAAACCUCGAUCCCUCCGGGGAAUCAUACUCAGUUGUUUAAUUUUCAUCGUUCCCGAUUCCAUUUCUCUUAGAUUCUUGAUCUGAUCUUGCUUCUUGAUCUUGAAAUGCAGUUUUUCAUUGAGAUUUUGUGGUUUUUUAUCCAUUGAAAUUGAAUUUUGAGUUUAGGAAUAUAUAGAGAAAGAGAUGUAUAAAAACCAGCUUCAAGAGCUGGCACAAAGAAGUUGUUUUAAUCUGCCAUCAUAUAUAUGUAUAAGAGAAGGACCAGAUCAUGCACCAAGAUUCAAAGCUACUGUUAAUUUUAAUGGUGAAGUAUUUGAGAGUCCAAAUUUUUGUACAACAUUAAGACAAGCUGAACAUUCUGCUGCUGAAAUUGCAUUUAAUUCUUUAUCUAAUAGAGGUCCAUCUCAUUCCCUUGCUGCUAGGAUCCUGGAUGAGACAGGAGUUUACAAAAACCUCUUACAGGAAAUUGCACAAAGAGUUGGAGCAUCACUUCCAAUAUAUUCAACCACCAGAUCAGGCCUUGGACACCUACCUGUCUUUACCUGCACGGUUGAGCUUGCUGGAAUCGCAUUUACAGGUGAACCAGCAAAGAACAAGAAGCAGGCCGAGAAGAAUGCAGCCAUGGCAGCAUGGUCAUCUCUUAAACAAUUGACACGACAAGCUGUGAAUUCAGCAUUUGAGAAAGAGAUCAAUGAUGAGCUGGAACAGAUUACAGUAGCUCGAGCACUACUGAAAUACCGUCUGAAAGAAAAGAUAGCAAUGACAAACGUAAAUGAACAAUCACCAUGCACAGCGAAGUUUCCGAUGCAAAGCACUCGAUCAUCUCAGCCUCUUCCUGUUACUUCAUCAAAGAUUCUCCCUUUAAUCCGCCCAAGACAGGCUCAACGAAUUAGACCUAUUCCCACUGCUGCGACUGAUGGUUCCCAAUCAUCAGCAGACCAUUGUGGAUACCGUCCUCAGAAGUUACCUGCUGCAGGUGCAGCACCUUUUGUUCCUACGAGGCAUUUCAGGCCAUCAUAUCACGGAAUGGCACCACCAGUGACGAUGAGAAAUGCAGUACCAGUUUUUUCUGCACCUCCUCUUCCCCCAAGAACAAACCAACCUCCAGUACUUGGGACGCCACCUUUGUGUAUUUCCCCGUCAGUUCAUGUUAGGCACGUUGUGCCAGUUUUUGCUGCUCCGCCAAUACGGAGAGAUGGACCACCAAUACUUUUUAUUCCUCGGCCAUUUACCAGGUCAUCCCUGCAUAUAGAGGAGAUUCAAAAUAUUACUGGUAUUGAGCAUUCUGAAUCUGCGACUAGGAAGGACCUGGAGCAGCUGAAAAUCUGAAUUGACAGAAUUCUGGAGGAUUAGGAACAUAUAUGUAUAUAUUUUUUAAGUUGUUAUAUUUAUAUGCUGAGUUUUUUUCUUUUCUUUUCUUUUCUUUUCUUCCUUCCAUAUUUUAAACUUUUGUAAAAGGUACCCUGUUACAGGCUUCAAUAGUAUUUGAACUUCAAAUCGUCAGA
This is a messenger RNA of Papaver somniferum (opium poppy), 1696 nucleotides long. RefSeq names its product double-stranded RNA-binding protein 6-like. The transcript has 3 exons. The record is from RefSeq and is a predicted model, not a curated record. The coding region runs from base 375 to 1520 and encodes 381 amino acids. Gene Ontology annotation, molecular function: double-stranded RNA binding. Lineage: Eukaryota; Viridiplantae; Streptophyta; Magnoliopsida; Ranunculales; Papaveraceae.